Durio zibethinus is the source of this 5344-nucleotide messenger RNA. Its product is annotated as formin-like protein 5. Gene Ontology annotation, molecular function: actin filament binding. NCBI's taxonomy places the organism in Eukaryota, Viridiplantae, Streptophyta, Magnoliopsida, Malvales, Malvaceae. The record is from RefSeq and is a predicted model, not a curated record. Gene Ontology annotation, biological process: actin cytoskeleton organization; actin nucleation.
AAGAAAAAUUAAAAUAACAAAUAAAAAUAACAAAAACAAGAAAAAUAAAAAGGGGAGCGAAAAGGGAAAAAAAAUCUAUGUUGUCAGCUCAUUGUAGGAAUUUUCCUGGUCAACUUUUUUACAUGGAUUUAACAGCAAAUGUUUUUUUCCUUUUUUUUUUCCAAUGAGUUGCCAUUGAUUGGAUCUAGUCAUAAUAAAAGGCCCCAUAAUUGUCUUUUUCAAUUGUUCACAUUUUAGGAUUUUUCAAUUACUAAUAGAAAAGGGGAAGAUAAAUUCUGGGUUUUGUUUGGUUUUCGAGUUCUGAUUCCAAGUUUCCAUCUUUCAUUAAGUUUUUGAGGAAAAUCGGCUUUUUUUAGCAGAUUUGAAGGGUUCUUUUGAUGGAAAAUUGAGUUGAGUCGGUGACAAAUGUUACAAGUUUGAACUUUUCAUGAUAGAUUUCGGUAGGGUUUUGGGUUGUGUUGUGUUGUGUUGUGUUGGUGGUGAGGGGUUUUGGUUAUUGAUGAAAUGAAAAGGAGUCCAUUUUGUGCUUGUGAUGAUGCUGAUGAUACAAGGCCAAAUGGGUGUCAUAAGAUCAUAUAGUUUGGGGUUUUUGGUAAUUCUGCUUUGUCUAUCAUUGGCUGUCAGCUUAGAUUACAGGAAGGACGGAGAAGAAGCAUAUCUUAACCAGUUAGUAGAUCCAGCAACUGGGAAGAUUGAUGAGAAUCUGGUUGAGUUGUUAUGGAUAACUUGCAGACAGGAUUUGAAUGGUUUAAAGGAAGCUUUUGAAGAUCCCAAGUUACAUCUUCUGGAGGAAAUACCCAGUUCAACCAAUGACAUCAAUACAAAACCCAGUUCAACCAAUGAUAUCAAUACAAAAUGUCGCUCAUUAGCAAAAGAAAACAUUCAGAAAUUGAUUAAUGUUCUCCAUCCCCAGUUAAAGCAAGCUCUUUCUGACUGCAUAAGAAAGAAUAAUCUUCUAUUCCAAGUAUCCGGAGAAGAUAGUGGCUUUAAGAAUUGGUACAAUAGAUAUUUUGAGUCAUUGUUUCGCUGGCCUGACAUCCCUAGAAGGACUUUAGCUACUCAGAGCAUUGCAGUAGCCCCUGCCUUGAACUUAGGCCCAUCCCCAUCUCCAUCACCAUCACCAUCACCUGCUCCAGCCCCUUCUCCUGCUUCUGAAUCUCCUGAUUUUAUUCCAAAUCCAUUGCAAAGUCCAGCAUCUUUACCCUCUCCACUUCCUAGACCUUCUCAACAAGCUGCAUCUCCGAUAAAUGAUCCUUUGGACAAUUUAAGUCCUCCCAACAGAGAUUCAGAAAGCAAAGGGACUGAUAACAGUAAAACAAUUAUUGUUGCUUGUGUUGUGACUGCGGUAGUAACCUCUGUUGUUGCAGCAUUGUUCUUCUUUUUAUGCUGUCGUAGAGAUUCUGAAGCUAAGCAAAAUGAUGAAAGCCCCCUUCUCAGUUUAAGCUUAAGUGACUUCUCUGGUUCUUCUCAUGCAUAUGCUGUUGGAUCUGAUAAAGAAGAGAAGCUCGGUCACCAAUCAUUUGGUAAUGAAUCAAGCCUACAUAAAAAGGCUUCAACCAAUGGCAAUGCUUACAUUGAAGCUAAUGCUCUUCCAAUCUCCUUGGAUGGAAAGUCAUCAUUUGGAGCUGUUGCUGGUGCCACCAAAGCAUCAGCUGAAUCUUCUGAUACAUCAGGCAAAACUAAUUCUCGGCUACCACUGCCUCCAGGAAGGGUGGGUACUUCACCAGCUGGAUUACCUCCUUUGAAGUCUCCUCCUGGCAGAGCAGAUCCUCUCCCUCCUGAACCUCCUGCCCCAAUUAGGGCCAGUCCUCCUCCACCACCUCCUGCACCACCUCCCUCUAUGAAACCUGCUUCUGCCAAUGUAGGCCUCCGACCUCCUGGUCCUCCUCCGCCACCUAUACCUCCUAGUGCCAAAUCUGGUCCUCGCCCACCAGCUCCUUCAAGUACUGGUCUCGUUCCUCCUAGGCCACCUCCAUCAAUGCCCUUAGGUUCAAAGAUGCCUCGACCACCAAGUGUACCACAACGAACACCAAAUGCUAUCACUGGCGAGGGAUCUGGCUCAGGGGAUGAUGCCAAUGCUCCUAAAGCCAAACUUAAGCCAUUUUUCUGGGAUAAAGUUGCAGCCAACCCUGAUCAUUCAAUGGUGUGGAAUCAGAUUAAAUCUGGAUCAUUCCAGUUCAAUGAGGAGAUGAUAGAAACUCUGUUUGGGUAUGCACCUGUUGACAAGAACAAAAAUAAUAGAAAGAAAGAGCCCUCUACACAGGAUCCUGUGCCUCAAUAUAUUCAACUCCUUGACCACAAGAAAUCACAAAAUUUAGCAAUCCUUUUGCGGGCAUUGAAUGUGACCACAGAAGAAGUUUGUGAUGCACUUCGUGAAGGAAAUGAGCUCCCUGUUGAACUCCUUCAAACCUUAUUGAAGAUGGCACCGACGGCAGAUGAAGAACUCAAACUUAGAUUGUUCAGUGGUGAAAUUUCUCAAAUUGGUCCUGCUGAGCGGUUCCUAAAAGUCUUGAUUGACAUCCCUUUUGCUUUUAAACGAAUGGAAGCACUGCUUUUUAUGUGCACUCUUCAUGAGGAGGUUACUUUCACUAGAGAGUCCUUCGCAACCUUAGAGGUUGGUUGCAAGGAACUCAGAAGUAGCCGCCUAUUCCUCAAGCUAUUAGAAGCUGUCCUUAAAACUGGAAAUCGCAUGAAUGAUGGGACAUUCCGUGGUGGUGCACAAGCUUUCAAACUUGACACACUUUUGAAGUUAUCAGAUGUUAAAGGAGUAGAUGGCAAGACAACACUUUUGCACUUUGUUGUCCAAGAAAUAAUACGCACUGAAGGUUUGAGAGCUGCCCGUGUUGCAAGAGAAAGCAAAAGUUUUAACAGCAUAAAAUCCGAUGAUCUUCUUGAGGAUGUUUCCCCUGAUACAGAAGAGCACUACCGUAGCCUUGGUCUUCAGGUGGUUUCACGUUUGAGUAGUGAACUUGAAAAUGUAAAGAAAGCGGCAGCUCUUGAUGCUGAAAGCUUAACAGGAACUGUUGCCAAACUUGGCCAUGCACUGCUAAAAACACGUGAUUUCUUGAACUCAGAGAUGAAAAGUACAGAGGAAGAAAGUGGUUUUCACGAAACAUUAAAGAGUUUUGUGCAGAAUGCAGAGGUUGAUGUCAUGUCGUUGCUCAAGGAAGAGAAGAGAAUAAUGGCUUUGGUGAAGAGCACCGGUGAUUAUUUUCAUGGUAAUGUACAGAAGGAUGAGGGCUUACGAUUGUUUGUCAUUGUACGGGAUUUUUUGAUAAUUUUGGAUAAGGUGUGCAAAGAGGUCAGAGAUGCCCCAUGGAAGCCGGUAAAAGCACAUAACAAACAGGUAUUGAAUGCAUCAUCUUCCUCUGAGUCUCGUUUUGAACAACCUUCUCCUGAUCCUCGUCAGAAGCUUUUUCCUGCAAUUGCUGAGCGAAGGAUGGAAGAUUCUAGUUCUAGUUCAGAUGACGAGAAUUAAUAGUGCUUAUUUGAAGAAGAUGAUGUUACCUUGGCAGUUGAUCAAGAUGUGAAGCCCCAAAGCAUCGGUGCCAAAAUUAUUUAAUUAAAGGAAUACGUAUGAAGUACCAGCAGAAAGGGGUUAAGCGAUUGGCAUUGGCUCUUCAAUUCUAGAUUUCUAUGGAGCUACUAACAUCACAAACUGCAGCUGACCUUCCUUUGGUAUUGGAUUCAUGGUUCUUGUUGAUUACCUUCAUCUUCCCAACUUGUGCAUUAAUAGUUAGAUUACUUAGAUGUAGAGAUGCCUUCAUUUUUUUAAAAAUUUAUAAUUCUUUGUUAAUAAAGUCUCUGUUGAUAAUUUUGAUUUGAGAGAAUAUUUAUCCUGUUAGUGUUGAAAUUAGAAACUGCUUUACUGUCUAUAAAUUUUAAAGGGAAGAAAUUUUGAUAUCGACAAUUCUCGUUCUGAGUACAUAAGAAUUAUUUUGUUUGGUAGGAAGGAUGGAAAGGGACUGAAAUGAAGUAAAAGCUUUUUAUCUUUCCAGUUUUGAUCCUUCCUACCAAACAUAGGGUAAAGGUUUAUUAUAGCUGCAUUUUGCCAGGUAUGGCUGCAAACUAGAUAAGAUCAUGUUAUAUUCCUAUUCAGUGAAGGAAUAACAAACUUGGGUCUCAAAUUUUUCCAAGAUUGAGAGUGGAAGAUCAGCACCAUCAUUAAACAAACAGCAUAAAUCUUGAGUGAGGAAAGGCUUUAAUAUGUGGCUAUAUUCCAAUAUCUGAAGUGGCUGCAGCAUUUCCACAGCUAAAAAUUCAAACAUCUAUGACAGAAGACACCGAUUCUUCUUCAAGGAAAAGUAGGUCCUAACAGAUGCCGAAGCCAGAUGCAUUUGCCGUCAAAAUAUUUAUUGCCACUAAAAAAAGAUGAGAAAAAGCCUGAACAUAAAGAGGUAAAACGGACCUAGACGGCUGACAUCCAAUGAAACUUUAAAAAAUAUUCCUUUCACACACCUUUGCAUCAUUUCAUAGUGUUCUUAACCUGUCUAUUCAUGCAUAUCAAAUUGAUGGAAACCGGAAUAGGAUCAAAUAUAUAUAUAUCGACAAAAUUGAUUAAUAGUGAAACUGAGUUAUGGUACAUACCAAUUUGUAUGGUAUUGUUAAUUACGGUUAGUUUUAUCCUAUAAAAGAUGUUAGGAGUGAAAAUGGUGUAAUACUUACAUGUAUCAAGUCAAACUCUAUGUGCAAAAUACAAGGUUUCCUUUUGGGACCAUGAGAUACUGAGCCUCCUCUAAGGACUCUUUACUUGGACUCCAAGUCUACAGUUUUUUCCACCAUGCCUGACUAUGAUAACUGUUUCUAUACUAUAACCUUGAGAAUUUGGGUGAUUGCACAAUCAUGUUUUUGUGCUUUUCAUCCACGAAAAGAAUAAGGACUAAUGUUCUAAAUCUAACAUAAGAUUCUACUCAAAUUAUUGUCAGAAUAACGGAACAGAAGAACUUGAGUAGACUAGUUUUUUCGAUUAAGGUCUCCUGUCUGUAUUCUUCUGAACAAACUUGGUAGCUGUUAUAUUAUCUAAGGUCUUAAUUUCUCUUUUAGAAAAAUAUGGAAACUAUGAAAAUUAUGCAAUGUUUGUUGUUGAAAUUGAGUGGAGAACAUAACAUCAAGAAUAGAUGGUUUUACAAAUCUUGCCAGAAACCUACUUAAGAUUCUCAGCAAAAGGAUAAUCAUUUUGCCUCAUCUUCUAUACUGAUUUUUCUAUGGUCACCAGAAAGCAUCAAAUUCAUGCCUAGUCUACCAGUCACAGUUCCUUCUCACCGAAGAUCAAACUCCUCAGAAAUGGUGCAUUUCGUUAGCCGAAGACGUAUUCAAGAGGUUUCUCUCCCAGGGUAGUCCAACA